Molecule: messenger RNA, 588 nt
Organism: Coprinopsis cinerea okayama7#130
Lineage: Eukaryota; Fungi; Basidiomycota; Agaricomycetes; Agaricales; Psathyrellaceae
Exons: 6
Coding region: 1-588 (195 amino acids)
Molecular function (GO): ubiquitin binding
Source: RefSeq, a predicted model, not a curated record
AUGGGAGAGCUGGUGAACAUUCUCGUUGCUUUUGCUGUUAUUAUAUUCCUAUUUCGAUGGGUGACUUCGGGGAGCGAUAAUGUUGCUGAGCAGAGGCAGAUCGAGGCGCUUGGGUUUAGGCCUAAACGGGUGUCCCAAGAUAUGAUCUCGACUGUAUCGAAUAUGUUCCCUGAUAUACCUAUCGCGAACAUCCAUUAUGACUUGUUACGAACGGGCAACGUGGAGCAGACGACGAAUAAAGUGCUGGAAAGGGGGUUCCUUGAAGCGCCUCCAGCAGCAUUCCAUCAACUAUACCCCUCAAGCAGCACCAACACGAGCUCGACUCGAGCACCAGCUGCAGCAUCCGCCUCGUCCUCAUCAUCAAAACCUGCCCCUAAACCCCUCUCCCUGAUCGAACGCUACCAAUUAGAAGAACGUAUUAAGAAGGGGGAGGUCGUCCCUGAAGACCAGGUUGGGGGUAAGGCCCAGUGGGAGGAUAGCCCCGAGAAGCGGGAGGCGAGUUUGAGGGAGCGGAAGGCCCAGAUGAUUCUGGCCGCGCGACAACGUAUGUUGGCGCAACAAGUGCAAAGUCAGGCUGCUAAGUCGUGA